Molecule: messenger RNA, 2273 nt
Organism: Salmo salar (Atlantic salmon)
Lineage: Eukaryota; Metazoa; Chordata; Actinopteri; Salmoniformes; Salmonidae
Source: RefSeq, a predicted model, not a curated record
AACACUCUCUCAUUGCCUAGAAAUGACUAGUUGCAGGGAAAAUGAAACUUAACAGAACGUAAGGUGCAGCACAUUGGGCGCUUUAGUUUCGCAUGAGUUUUAGACCAUUCCAUUGGUCGUUGAGGUAAAUCUCCACCCACCCGGGGCAUGUGGCUAUGCAAAACCAUCAGGCCCACUGCUUCAGAUGUGUCAGUGACAACAGGGGACAACAAUUAACAGAUCUGUGAAACCACACUAAAAUUUUUGAUUGGUCGACUGUAGCAGCGAUGGAACGAGGAAGAGGAUGGACUCUGAAGAUGAUGUUCUUGUUGACACUCUGUCUGCAAGCCUUCACUGGUCAAUGCCAAGAAGGGAGACUGGAUGGACAAAGGGGCAUGUGCUCUGCACAGAUUCAGGGCAUCCCUCUGACCUGAGGAUAGUUCUAGUAGGGAAGACUGGAUCAGGGAAGAGUGCAACAGGAAACACCAUCCUUGGGAGAAAGGUGUUUAGAGAAGACCUCUCCCCUGAGUCUGUCACUGCUCACUGUGAGAAACAGAGUGGAGUGGUGGAUGGGAGGAAGACUGAUGUCAUCGACACCCCGGGGCUCUAUGACACAACAAUGUCUAAAGAAGAGAUGAAAAGUGAAAUAGAAAAGGCCAUCUACAUGUCAGUCCCAGGACCCCACGCCUUCCUGCUGGUGAUCAGACUGGGAAGGUUCACAGAGGAGGAGAGGAACACUGUGAAGUGGAUCCAGGACAACUUUGGAGAAGAAGCAUCAAAUUACACCAUCCUUCUGUUCACCGGUGGAGACCAGCUGAAGGACAAAUCAAUUGUGGACUUUCUAAGUGAGAGUGACGAGCUUAUGAAACUCGUCAAGGUCUUUAAGGGCAGAAAUCAUGUCUUCAAUAAUGAAAAGAAGAAUGACCACAAUCAGGUCCCAGAGCUGCUGAAGAAGAUAGAUGAGAUGGUGAUGAAGAAUGGAGGACAACACUACACCAAUGAAAUGUACCAGGAGGUCCAGAGGAAAAUCAAACAAGAGGAGGAGAGGAAGAAACAGGAAGAGGAGAUCAGAAAACUGGAAGAGAAGGUGAGAGAGGAGGAGAGGAAGAAACAGGAGGAGGAGAUCCUGAAACUGGUAGAGGAGCAAAUUAAGAAACAGUGGGAGAUGAAUAAGAAAAAGUUAAUAGAUUUAUCGGGAAAAGCUGUGGGAUUGAUAGCAACUGGUAUCACAGCGGUGUUAUCAGGACCAGCAGCCUUGGCAGUUGGAGGUGCUGUAAUCUUAAAAGAGUUUGUUGAAGAUGCAGUUGACGUUUAUAUGGAUUCUUAGUAAGUAAAGAUGAGAAAGAGGUGGCAGUGUGAAGUACCAAUCUCUUCCUCAUCUUAAUGUCAAGUAGUAACAGUAGAGUAGAUUAUUACUGUAUAAUGACAACCAUCAGGGAUUAUUCAAAACUUUCUAAUAUGAUCAGUUAUUUAGCAUGUAAUUAUAUAAGGGAUCAGGGAUAAUAACAUAGGAGGCUGUUCAGAAAAAAUGUGUUCUCCCUCUACCCUCCCUCCCUAGUCUGUGUUCUCCCUCUACCCUCCCUCCCUAGUCUGUGUUCUCCCUCUACCAUCCCUCCCUAGUCUGUGUUCUCUCUCUACCCUCCCUCCCUGGUCUGUGUUCUCCCUCUACCCUCCCUCCCUGGUCUGUGUUCUCCCUCUAUCCUCUCUCUACCAUCCCUCCCUGGUCUGUGUUCUCCCUCUUGUGUCAGACUUAGUGUAAAACACCACAUGAUUAACACUGUAAGUAAUGUUGUAAUAUACUGUACUGUACCUCAUUACAGUAUUUCUACUGUACUUCAUUACUGUAUUUCUACUGUAACCCAUUACUGUAUUUCUAAUGUACCUCAUUACUGUAUGUCUACUGUACUUCAUUACUGUAUUUCUACUGUACUUCCUAAUCCAGGGGAAGGGAUGAGGGCUCAGCACUGUAGGACAAUUAUUACUGAAACUAUUACAAUAGAGGAGCCAAUUGAGAGAUUUUUAUUGUAUAAUUACAUUUAUGUAUGUUUAUUCCAGUGCACUCAUGGGUAUUUGAAAAUUUGUCUCAGCUGUUUGUGCGUUAAAUUGAAAGAUAAUCGAUUAUUCAUGUUUUUUGUUUCAUGCUUGUGUUUUAUGCUGUUUCAUGAUUUUCCAACAACUAAUGAACAUGUGAUGGACAAUCUUUGAGGACAUUUAGUCAUUUGUAGUGUGUACUUUUGUUGUAUGUAUGAUUUCCCAAGAUUUUAACAAUAUAUAAUAAAGUGAAAUCCAUAAAA